UCAGACCGCUGGUAUUUCCUUGCUGUGUAAGCAUCGAUGCACAGAGCUGAACGGGCAAAACAGCUUGUUUAACCCACUUUCUCUUUGUUUAUUAUCAUUGUUUUCCGUCGAGUGUAUUUGUGUGUAUAACACGUGGGGCCAAUAAUGUCCAGGAGGCGACACAGCGAUGAAAACGACGGUGGCCAAGCACAUAAGAGGAGGAGAACAUCUGAGCCCAUUGAGAUAGAAGAUCGCCUGGAAUCAUUGAUAUGUCGUGUAGGAGAAAAAAGUACUUCUUCCCUCGAGAGCAACCUCGAGGGUCUUGCAGGCGUCCUGGAGGCAGACCUUCCGAACUACAAAAACAAAAUCCUGCGUAUUUUAUGUGCUGUCGCUCGCCUGCUGCCAGAGAAGCUCACAGUCUACACAACUUUAGUCGGCCUUCUCAAUGCCAGAAACUACAACUUUGGGGGCGAGUUUGUGGAGGCGAUGAUCAGGCAGCUGAAGGAGACCUUAAAAAACAACCUGUACAAUGAAGCUGUUUACUUGGUGCGCUUUCUGUCUGAUUUGGUCAACUGCCAUGUCAUUGCUGCUCCUUCUAUGGUGGUAAUGUUUGAAAAUUUUGUCAGUGUAACUCAGGAGGAAGACGUGCCACAGGUUCGAUCAGACUGGUUUGUGUAUGUUGUUCUGUCCUGCCUCCCCUGGGUCGGUAAGGAGCUUUAUGAGAAGAAGGAUGUUGAGAUGGACCGGCUCCUCAGUCAGAUUGAAGGCUACCUCAAGAGGAGAGUGAAGACGCAUGUCCCCAUGCUGCAGGUGUGGACAGCGGAGAAGCCCCAUCCACAGGAAGAGUACCUGGACUGUCUGUGGGCCCAGAUUCAGAAGCUGAAGAAAGACCGCUGGCAGGAGCGCCACAUCCUUCGUCCGUACAUCGCUUUCGACAGCGUGCUCUGUGAGGCCCUGCAGCACAAUCUGCCCCCCUUCACCCCGCCAGGACACAUGCCCGAUGCCCAGUACCCCAUUCCUCGGGUCAUCUUCCGCAUGUUUGACUACACCGAUGCCCCAGAGGGUCCCGUCAUGCCUGGCAGCCAUUCUGUGGAGAGAUUUGUGAUUGAAGAAAACCUGCACUAUAUUAUCAAAACUCACUGGAGAGAGAGGAAAUCAUGUGCUGCCCAGUUGCUCAGUUACCCUGGGAAAAAUAAGAUUCCUCUUAACUAUCACAUCGUAGAGGUGAUCUUUGGAGAACUCUUCCAGCUGCCGUUACCGCCCCACCUGGACGUCAUGUACACCACACUUCUCAUUGAACUCUGCAAACUGCAGCCGGGGUCUCUCCCUCAAGUUCUGGCCCAGGCCACAGAGAUGCUUUACAUGAGACUGGAUACAAUGAACACCACCUGCAUAGACAGAUUCAUCAACUGGUUUUCUCAUCAUUUGAGCAACUUCCAGUUUCGAUGGAGCUGGGACGACUGGGCGGACUGUUUAACGAUGGAUCUAGAGAAGCCAAAGCCCAAGUUUGUCAAAGAGGUUCUGGAGAAGUCUAUGAGACUUUCGUACCAUCAGAGGAUUGUUGACAUCGUCCCUCCAACUUUCUCAGCCCUCAUCCCAGCUGAGCCCAUUUUUUCUUUCAAAUACGGAGAGGAGACUGGCUCCUCGUUACCAGGUUACCCAGUUUCCAUUACAGUUUCCAACGCCAUAAAGAACCGAGCAUCCAACGAAGAAAUCCUCACCAUCCUCAGAGAAGUCCCCAACCCCAACCAGGAGGAUGAUGAUGAUGAGGGCGAAAGCUUCAACCCACUGAAGAUCGACGUGUUCCUGCAGACUCUUCUCCAUCUGGCAGCUAAAUCCUUCAGCCACUCCUUCAGCGCGCUCGGAAAAUUUCACGAGAUCCUUAAAACCCUGACAGAAAGCGAUGAUGGGAAGUUGCACAUCCUUAAAGUGGUGUAUGAAGUGUGGAGGAACCAUCCACAGAUGAUUGCCGUAUUGGUGGAUAAAAUGAUUCGGACACAGAUCGUGGAUUGUGCUGCUGUCGCCAACUGGCUCUUCUCUCAGGACAUGGCUCACGAGUUCACCAGGCUUUUUACCUGGGAGAUCCUGCACUCAACCAUCCGAAAGAUGAACAAACAUGUGCAGAAGAUCCAGAAGGAGCUGGAGGAAUCUAAAGAUAAGCUAGAGAAACAGCAGCACAAGAGGCGGGACAGCGGGGACGAUGAGGACAUGGAGAAAAACAGUGAGGAGGAUGAGGAGGGUCAGCUGGAGGAGCAGAUCGAGAGGCUGCAGGAGAAGGUGGAGUCGGCUCAGAGUGAGCAGAAAAACCUCUUUCUCGUCAUCUUUCAGCGUUUCAUCAUGCUGCUGACGGAGCAUCUUGUUCGCUGUGAGACGGGCAGCGUCGACAUCAGCACCCCCUGGUAUAAAAACUGCAUCGAGCGGCUGCAACAGGUCUUCCUCAUGCACCAUGGAACCAUCCAGCAGUACAUGGGAACCCUGGAGAACCUGCUGUUCACUGCUGAGCUCGACCACCACAUCCUGGCUGUGUACCAGCAGUUCUGCGCCCUGCAGCUCUGAGACAAAACAACCAUCUGAUUAAAUCCUUGUUCACACAUUAUGUGACAAAGUGACAUGUUAAAAACUGCCAGCUCUUACUUCAAGAUUUUCCUCUUCAGAUUUUUUUUUAUUUUUUAUGAUUUGGUGUUUGGUGCCAUUGUGGUCACUCACAUGAAGCCAUGACUGAAUACAUCCGAGUAAGAAUCUAGCAGGAUUCCUUCAUUUCAUUUUACAGUAAUGGUCCUUUUUAUUUUCUUGUUUUUCAUGCUUUUGGGUUUGGUUGAUUUUUACCUCCUGUUCGUGUUCUUAUGAAUGGAUAUUUUUUAAAACUACAUGGACUGUCUGGGUCCAGACGGAGCUGGAGAAAUGAUCAUAGGAGAGAAGACCGAAUCCAGAGAAUGCUCUACUUUUUUAUAUUUUGUUUUAUGUAGAAUUAGGAAGUAAAUAAAACUCUCCCAACUCUU
This is a messenger RNA of Girardinichthys multiradiatus, 2978 nucleotides long. It is a transcript of the gene ncbp1, whose product is annotated as nuclear cap-binding protein subunit 1. Bases 145 to 2535 code for a protein of 796 amino acids. The transcript has 23 exons. Gene Ontology annotation, cellular component: nuclear cap binding complex; nucleus. The record is from RefSeq and is a predicted model, not a curated record. Lineage: Eukaryota; Metazoa; Chordata; Actinopteri; Cyprinodontiformes; Goodeidae. Gene Ontology annotation, biological process: nuclear-transcribed mRNA catabolic process, nonsense-mediated decay; mRNA export from nucleus; regulation of mRNA processing. Gene Ontology annotation, molecular function: RNA cap binding; mRNA binding; protein binding.